Messenger RNA from Aspergillus novofumigatus IBT 16806, 1854 nucleotides. RefSeq names its product transcription factor domain-containing protein. Gene Ontology annotation, biological process: DNA-templated transcription; positive regulation of transcription from RNA polymerase II promoter by galactose. Gene Ontology annotation, cellular component: nucleus. The coding region runs from base 1 to 1854 and encodes 617 amino acids. Gene Ontology annotation, molecular function: RNA polymerase II cis-regulatory region sequence-specific DNA binding; zinc ion binding; DNA-binding transcription factor activity, RNA polymerase II-specific. The record is from RefSeq and is a predicted model, not a curated record. Lineage: Eukaryota; Fungi; Ascomycota; Eurotiomycetes; Eurotiales; Aspergillaceae. The transcript is spliced from 5 exons.
AUGUCUCCCUACGACACAGGACAUACAAGACCGUCCUUGCCUGCGCGACCUGUCGUCGUCGCAAGGUCAAAUGUGACGGUCUCCGUCCAGGUGCUUACAUUCUCUUUUUACCCAGAGCUCCAAGAACCAUGCACUUAUAUGUCGACGUCAGACCGCCGUAGCAGUACUGUCAACGACCCUCUUUCAUCAGCUGCGGCAUCUCCACAACUACCGACUCCUGUUACGCCUGCUCAAACACAUUCGUCGCAAUCUAGUGUCGUCGACACUCUCAGCGUUAAUGCCCCCGGUAUUCCUGGAGAAUUCACUUUCGCGGUCAAGGCUGCUGUGUAUGCCAGAUUGGGGCUACCGUCCUCCAAAAAGCGGUGCCCUAUUCUUCUAACAGACGCCCCGUUAUUUGGCUUGUUGUCUCUUCCAGGGAUUACAUAUCUCGCUAUAAAUCCUGCGGAUAAUGUCCUACCCCCGCGUAAGCAUGCCGACCACUUGGUGAGGCUGUACUGGCAAUGUCUCGACCCUCUGGAACCGCUGCUUGAUCAGAGCUCUUUUGGUGCCGCCUAUCAGGCAAUAUUCGACGGCAGUCAGAUGGAGUGCGAUGAGGAAAUUUUUCUCUGCACGCUCAACCUCGUAUUUGCUUUGUCCACACAGUUACAGGAAUCAACUCCUUCAGAACAGAGAAAUAGUGCCAGCAAAACUUUCUUUCUUCGAGCCUGGCAUCUGUUGCGUCCGGAGAUCAUCCUCUGGCAAGCAGGCUCGUUGGAAAUCGUUCAAUGUCUGCUUCUCAUGACCAGGUAUCUUCAAUGUACCCCAAAUUUACAGCAGACGUGGAUGGCACUGGGUUCGGCUGUGCGGAUUGCCCUCAGCAUUGGCCUCGACCGCUCAGAGAAGAAUCGGCCGGGGUCAGAUAGGGAGAACCAGUUGGCGCGGGAUGUUUGGCAGCAGUGCGUAUUUAUGGACAGAAGCCUUUCUUGGUCGCUUGGGCGGCAUUCCACGGUACCUAGUGUACCCUUGCUAUCCUUCGACCCAGUGCGAAAUGGUAACGAUCUACCUGAUUCGAACGGUGAGACCAAUACUCCAGUCUCUAGGAUAAUGCAGGAGUUGAACCAAAUUACCGGCUACAUCGGUCUUUCUCAGGUGCUCACGGGCAGCAGUGCAGCAGUGAGGCAGGACUUGGUUCUGCCAACCCAAGCCGAACCCAGUGCCCUUGUGCGAACUGAUGAAUGCCUUACUAGGUUAGAAAACAGACUUCCCCCCGUCCGGUACAGUAUGGCCAGUGGUGAAACUGCUAAUCCCUUCGACGGACGGGUGACUCUUCUUCGUCUCCGCCUGGCACACACACGCAUCAUGUUUCUCAGACCUGCCAUAGCGCGCCUCUCUGAAACGAGCAUCGGCGACGGCGUCCUCGAAACAUGCGCCACGCUGUGCGUCGAAAAUGCACAGAAGCUCAUCAUGCUGGUUCAGGAGUGCUCGCAACCAGACAAGACUGGACUCAUACCCUGGCGGUACCGUGUUUUCUACGUUUACAUUGCAAUGCAGCAUUUGAUAGCGGCGAUGCUGCGACCUGAUGUCUUUGGGAUUGUGGUCCGGGAGACAUGGAACAUAGCUGUAUCAGUACUUAAUGCACACGAGCACCUCAGUCUGUCUGUGAGACGAUGUCUGAGCAAGUUGCGGAUGAUGUGGCAGAGGGUCAUCGAUAUUCACUCUCCACCCACCCACGACGCUCCUCUGUCCCUCACAGACUACAACACAGGGCUCCAGGACGUCUUUGGGUAUCUUGGGUUUGAUGCUCAAAUGCCGCUGUUUGGGCUGGACGAUUCAGCCUGGCUGGACGAUCUGGAUUGGACAACAUGGUCGUCCUAG